CUUCAGGAACAGCUUAAGCGUCACAAUCUUCCCUACAUCGAAAGUAUGUUCACGGUGAAUGCCCGUAGUACGGGUGGUAAGCUAACAGUGGAAGUGGGCGUGUCGGAAGUGCCAGACUGUAGUUUGGUGAAUGAAAUGGCGAAGGAAGCAAAGAGAUCAAAUCGCCUAUUAAGAGCCGCAUCUGUGAAGUGUAGAGGCGGCCUUACUGUAUACAAUUAGAGUUAAAGAAUUGUUGAUUGCAAUGUUCAAGAAAUCAUAAAGGUGUACGUAAACUAACAAUCACACAGAAAAAUCAGGUUAGAUUAGUG
Molecule: messenger RNA, 308 nt
Organism: Cylicocyclus nassatus
Lineage: Eukaryota; Metazoa; Nematoda; Chromadorea; Rhabditida; Strongylidae
Source: the annotation of a GenBank genome assembly